AUGAAGUUCUCCAUGAUCACCGUCGGCUUCGCUGCCCUCGCCGCCGCCAGCCCCCUCGCCAGGCGCCAGGCCACCGUCUUCUCGACGACCACCUACGACGCCAUCUCCAUCAGCGGUGGCGUCGCCGGCAACGGCGAGCAGGAGGCCCUCGACGCCCUCGCCGGCCUGCCCGCCGACCUCUCGACCGUUGCCAAGGCGGAUCUCGACUUCCUUAACAGCGUCAACCAGAUCUGCAACCAGGCCGAGAAGGAGGCCUUCAACCCGGCCAUCGAGGCCGCCACGGGCGACGAGGCCCAGGCCCUCGCCAACGGCAAGACCAAGAACAAGAUCCUCAAGCUCACGGCCACCAAGCUCAAGCUGCAGGCGCAGGCCGCGCAGGGCCAGGACGUCGCCGCCAAGCUCGAGGAGGAGGAGAAGAAGCUGCAGAACAACAUCAACGCCGACAAGGAGGCGGCCGGCCAGGCUUCGACUGCCCUGCAGUUUGACGCCUCUACCGCUUAA
This is a messenger RNA of Verticillium alfalfae VaMs.102, 501 nucleotides long. RefSeq lists its product as hypothetical. NCBI's taxonomy places the organism in Eukaryota, Fungi, Ascomycota, Sordariomycetes, Glomerellales, Plectosphaerellaceae. The transcript has a single exon. The record is from RefSeq and is a predicted model, not a curated record. Bases 1 to 501 code for a protein of 166 amino acids.